AAAGUCCUCCGUGAUAGCCCUUCGCCCAAUGAUUGACCCGUUCAUCAUGUCCCCUUCCCCUUUCAUCCUCUUUUAUCCCUCCUCCUCCUCGUCGUCCUCUUCGAGGAUGGCUCCGCCGGAUGGAAGACCGUCCGCCGGGGGGUUAUAAAAAGCCUUAUCUUUCCUUUGAUCUUCCUGUCUGCUCCUUCUUUCUUUCUGUCCCAAGUCCUAUCCUCCUCUUGACUUUGAUAGACGUCGCCGGGUCUUUCCUCGUGACAUUUUUUUAUACCGUCUUGCUUGAAGACCAUUACUCCUUGUGACCACUCCCUUCCGGACUCACCUACUUGGAACAAGUGUGUCUCUAUCUUACCACAAUGGCUACCCACCACUACCAGUCUCCCGCUCUUCCCAUGAGCGUGCCCUCCAAAGCUCCGGGUCCUGCGAGUCUCUAUCCCAUCAGUCGAGUGUCUGGAUCCCCUCCGGAUCUGUCGGAUACCAGCACUACCGUUGGAAGCCGUACCUCCGGCGGAUUCAGUUACAGUUCCGGAAGCGGCGACUAUGAGUCCAGCUCUGCCUCCUACUCUGGUGUCGAUGUUGUUGACAUUCUAAAUGACCGCAUGCAAAACGCAUUCGACCCGACGCCUUUGGACAAAGCGUUAGCAAUGCAGGCGCAAACCUCUGGUCAGCUGAAUGCAAAGCAGCGAGAACUUCUUGAGCUACAAGCUCUCGCCCAGAGACGCUUGAAGGGCGUCCGGGCGAAUUUCGCGGACGGCAUCAAGGUUGCUCGCGAGACCAAACGCGAUCUAGAAUGGACGCAGAAACGUGUCAAUGCCCUAAAAGCUAAGGCCGAGAGCAUUUACCCCGACGAGUACCGGCGAGCGUCCAAGAAGUACGCCUUUGACGACAACUAAAACACCGCAGGAAGCUGGUCUCCUCGGCGUAUUUCUCUUUCAAUUUCCUUCCUCCCUGAACAUUCCGGAAGGCCAUUUCGUAUUAAUAUUGUAACGAUCAUGAUGACGAACCUCAGUUUCUGUUUUAAGUAAAAACAGGUUUUAGGGAUUUGAGUUCUUGGGUAUUUCAAGUAUUUUGCUUUUUCCGUCUCUUGCUUCUCCUUUCUGGGCUGGUCUUGUUGUUUCUUCCCUUUUUUUUUUUUCGCCGUGUGAUGUGUAAAAAUCAAACUUUGUGGCUCUCAGAUAGUGCUUUUAAUUGAUGGAAUAUACCUGGUUACUCCACACAAUUCCCAUUCUGGGUUAUUGACAGGUAACAUGUACCUAGGAGAAUGGAUAUAAUCGACCACCCUUAGCUGGGUGGCGAGCAAUC
Molecule: messenger RNA, 1299 nt
Organism: Aspergillus ochraceoroseus IBT 24754
Lineage: Eukaryota; Fungi; Ascomycota; Eurotiomycetes; Eurotiales; Aspergillaceae
Product: KxDL motif-containing protein
Exons: 3
Coding region: 354-890 (178 amino acids)
Biological process (GO): endosome organization; regulation of protein localization
Cellular component (GO): endosome; BLOC-1 complex
Source: RefSeq, a predicted model, not a curated record